Messenger RNA from Didymodactylos carnosus, 1302 nucleotides. NCBI's taxonomy places the organism in Eukaryota, Metazoa, Rotifera, Eurotatoria, Philodinida, Philodinidae. The record is from the annotation of a GenBank genome assembly.
AUGGAUGAAAAUAAAACUACGGCGAAUAAUUUUAAAAAGGAAAAAGAACAACUACAUGCUAUACCGAGAGGAAAGCCUAAAGGCGGUCGAACAUGGAAGCUUCAAAAGGGCAGAUUUUCGGCCAUAUCUCGUCCAAAAUCUCUGAAAAUGUCUUAUGAUGAACGAAUAAAAUUGAAAACAGGUUUAAACCAUACACGUUCAAUAGAAAAAGAAAUGUGGAAAGCUGUCAAUGAAAAACGUGAUAAUCUAAGAAAACGACAGAAAGAAAAUAAAGAAAGACGUUUAGAAAAUGAACGAAAAGGAGAAAUUGUACAAGUGAUAAAAAAUCCAGCCAAAAUAAAACGUAUGAAAAAGAAACAAUUGAAAUCUAUACAGAAACGUGAUUUAGAUAAAGUUAACAAAAAACCGACAACGAAAAAAGUAUCAGUUACAUCGACUGCUUCACAUCAAACUGUCGCCGUAUCAGAACAACAGUCAAUGUAUAACGGGAUUGGUCUUAAUACACCUCGUGGAACUGGUACAAAUGGUUAUGUUCAAAAAAACUUAUCAUUUGUGAAUGUAAAACGUGAUCGUGUGACAUAUGUUAAAGAUGCAGAUGUAAAACAACUUGAAACACUGAUUGAACGAAAAGGAAAUGUAGAAAUAUUAGAGCAUGAAAAGAAACGUCGUGUCGAAUUAAAAUGUGCUGAAAUGCGUGAUAUGAUGUUAAGUAAUAAUUAUGAUGAAGAAACAACCAAACGCAAAGUACAAAAAUUUCGGAAAAUGUUGAUUGAACGCGAAGGAUUAUAUAAUAAUGAACAAGUUGAAUAUGAUGAACAUGGAAGACCAGUAGCUAAGGAAACUCAUCAAUUGGCUCAAGCAAAUGAAGAAAAAAAUCGCAAAUUACGUGAAGCGUUGGGUCUUGGUGAAUAUAAUCCAAAAGAAGCUACGAAAAAGAAAGUUGAUGAACUCAAAGAGGCAGAACGUCGUAAAAUUGAACUAGCUCAAAGACAAUACACAAUUAUUCAAGAUGAACAAGAAGAAGAAAAAGACGAUGACACCGUAAAUAAUAAUAAUGACGACGAUGUAGAUAAAUUAGAAAAAUCGCCACGUGAAAAAGAUCGACAUCAUUCUUCGAGUCGAAAAGAAAAAGAUCGUCACGAUAAAAGUCAUCGUCGACACGAACGGAAAAGAUCAAGAGAAAGACAAAAAUCACCUCAUGAAGAACAUAAAAGCAAACGAUCAAAACAUCAUACUUCCAAUGACCGUCAUCGUGAAAGUGACAAGGAUCGAGAACGCGAUCAAUCAAGAAGAUCGAAGUGA